AUGGCAGCUAAGCUUAUUAUUCUUCUGUGUGCUGUAGCCGCAGCCCACGCUGGUAACCUUUACGCCUCAUAUGCCGCCUCACCAUAUGCCACGUAUGCUUCGGCUCCAUACACUACGUACACAUCUGCACCUAUUCUGAAAAGCUACGCUGCUCCUACUAUUUCGUAUACCGCGCCGGCUGUGUCAUAUGCAGCUCCAUCUUACGCUUACGCUGCACCAGCGACCUACUCUGCACCUAUUGUGAAAGCAGUCACCCCCGCUGUGUCUUCGAUCUCCUCGUACACAACUCAAACGUCUCACGGAGCGCCAAUUCUUGCUAAGGCCGUCGCCCCAGUAGCAACAUAUGCUGCCGCUCCAAUUGCUUCGUACGCUGCGGCUCCAGUGACCUACGCCCCUGCUGCACCUGUGACUUACGCCGCACAACCUGCCCGAUUUGCCACAUACUCCGCUCCUUACACCACAUACGCUCAUGCCGCUCCCCUGACCACAUACUCUACCGGACCUAUCCUGAAGUCAGGUUACAUUUCUGCAGGACCUUCUUAUUCGUACGGUAACUUAGCUGGCCACGGCUGGUGA
Parnassius apollo (apollo) is the source of this 576-nucleotide messenger RNA. Lineage: Eukaryota; Metazoa; Arthropoda; Insecta; Lepidoptera; Papilionidae. The record is from the annotation of a GenBank genome assembly.